This is a messenger RNA of Xyrauchen texanus (razorback sucker), 5258 nucleotides long. Its product is annotated as eukaryotic translation initiation factor 4 gamma 2-like. The record is from RefSeq and is a predicted model, not a curated record. Gene Ontology annotation, cellular component: eukaryotic translation initiation factor 4F complex. Gene Ontology annotation, molecular function: mRNA binding; protein binding; translation initiation factor activity. Bases 604 to 2673 code for a protein of 689 amino acids. Lineage: Eukaryota; Metazoa; Chordata; Actinopteri; Cypriniformes; Catostomidae. The transcript is spliced from 19 exons.
UGUUUCUACACCCCCACCCUUUCAGUCUCAUUCUUUUCAGGGAUCUUUCAUUGUCAAGCCGCCAAAGUGGAGAGUGUGAUUGCAGAGGGGGGUGCUUCUCGUUUCAGCGAGUUCCUGGGGAAAACCACAGGGCCUAGCGUUCAGAGAUGGAUUCCUUCACGAAGCACUAGACGAGAUGUCAACUCCUCCAAUGAGAACGAACGACACGAUGCAAUCUUUAGGAAAGUGAGAGGCAUACUGAAUAAACUGACCCCUGAGAAGUUUGACAAGCUAUGCCUUGAGCUGCUGAAUGUGGGCGUAGAUUCAAAGCUCGUCCUUACAGGAAUCAUCUUGCUGAUUGUGGACAAAGCCCUUGAAGAACCCAAGUAUAGCUCGCUAUAUGCUCAGCUAUGUCUGCGUUUGGCAGAGGAUUCUCCGAACUUUGAUGGCCCAUCAACAGAAUUUCAAUCAUCACAAAAGCAGAGCACUACAUUCAGGAGACUUUUGAUAUCCAAGCUUCAAGAUGAAUUUGAAAAUCGUACCAGAAAUGUUGACCUCUAUGACAAAAAUGACAGCCCUCUCACCUCUGAGGAGGAAGAGCAACGUGCCAUUGCCAAGAUCAAAAUGCUGGGCAACAUCAAAUUCAUUGGAGAACUUGGCAAACUCGAUCUCAUUCAUGAGUCUAUCCUUCACAAAUGCAUCAAAACACUUCUUGAAAAGAAGAAAAGUGUCCAACUCGAGGAUAUGGGGGAGGAUUUGGAGUGCCUCUGUCAGAUAAUGAGUACUGUGGGGCCAAGACUUGAUCAUGAGAAAGCUAUGUCUUUAAUGGAUCAGUACUUUGGUCGUAUGCGAUCCUUAAUGAACAACAAGGACUUGCCUGCUAGGAUUCGUUUCCUGCUUCAGGAUACCGUGGAGUUGCGCAAGAACAACUGGGUGCCUCGGAAAGCUUUUAUCGAUAAUGGACCGAAGACUAUCAACCAGAUCCAUCAAGAUGCAGUAAAGGAUUCAGGUGUUUUUAUUCCACCAAUGACUCAAGGAAUAAGGACUGACUUCUUUCAAGAAAACUCUUUCUUGCCAACGAGACUUAAACCUGAUCGAGAAACUCUUGGGGGAUUAGCUGAUAUGUUUGGGCAGAUGCUAGGUAGUGGGAUUGGAACUGGCCCUGGGGUCAUUCAGGACAGGUAUUCCCCCACCAUGGGCCGUCGCACAAACCCAAUUUUUAACGGACAUGGUGGGCACAUGGCCCCUGCACCUCAGCCUUUCAUUAAAUCCAACCAGGGGCAGAAUCUGCUUUUUCAGAACCAGACUCCAUCUCAACAGCAAGCUCAGUCCAAGGAUAUGCAGCCAUGUUUUGUAAAGAAAGGACUGCUCAAUGCUGAUGAGAUAAGCCUGAGACCGUCUCAGUCAUUUAUUCUGAACAAAAACCAAAUGCCAAAGUUGCAGCCACAGGUACCUACCAUGAUUCCUCCCAGUGCCCAGCCUCCAUGCGCAUCCACACCACCUCUGGGACAGCCACCGCAGCUUGGUCUGAAAACCAACCCGCCUCCCAUCCAUGAGAAGCCACAGAAGAUUAGUAAGAAACCACCUCCAGCUAAAGAAGAACUGCUUAAGAUGACCGAAACCGCCGUGGCCACUUACCUGAGCAGCAAGAACAUGAACGAUGCUGUGAACGGAGUGAGGGAGAUGAGACCUCCUAAACACCUUCUGCCUGAGAUGUUGUGUAAGAUGAUCGUGUGCUCACUGGAGAGUCCAGAUGAUGACCGUGAGCAUGUCAGCACUCUGAUCAACACACUACGUAUGGAGGGACUGGUCACAGGGGAAAACUUCAUGCAGGCUUUCCUUAAUGUUCUGGACCAGUGUCCCAAGAUCGAAUUGGACAUUCCAUUAGUGAAGUCCUACCUGGCUCAGUUUGCUGCCCGGGCAAUAAUUGCUGACCUCGUGAGCAUGGCAGAGUUGGCUCACCCGCUGGAGAACGGCACCCACUUCCCUCUUUUCCUCCUCUGCUUGCAACAAAUGGCCAAACUGAAAGAUCGGGAGUGGUUGACCGACCUGUUCCAACAGAGCAAGGUCAACAUGCAGAAGAUGCUUCCAGAAAUCGAUCAGAAUAAGGACCGCAUGUUGGAGAUUCUGGAGGGAAAGGGCCUGAGCUUUUUAUUCCCCCUUAUGAAGCUGGAGAAGGAGCUGCUGAAGCAGAUUAAAGCUGAUCCGGCCCCACAAACCAUCUACAAGUGGAUCAAGGACAAUAUUUCUCCAAAACUUCACACUGAUAAGGGUUUCGUUAACAUUCUAAUGACCAGCUUUUUGCAGUACAUUUUCCAUGAGAUGUAUUCCACUGCGGAAGAAGACCAAUUAUCUGCACCAACGAAAGAACAGCUCGACCAGGAGAAGCAGCUGCUGCUUGCCUUCAAACUGGUGAUGCAAAAGUUCCUGCAUGAUCACGUAGAACUGCAAGUCAGUGCGCUGUAUGCGCUUCAAGUUCACUGCAAUGUCCAUGCUUUUCCUAAAGGAAUGUUAUUACGCUACUUUGUCAACUUUUACGAUAUGGAAAUAAUUGAAGAAGAGGCCUUCCUAGCAUGGAAGGAAGAUAUUUCCCAGGAAUUUCCAGGGAAAGGAAAAGCAUUAUUCCAGGUGAACCAGUGGCUCACCUGGCUGGAGACGGCAGAAGAGGAGGAGUCUGAGGAAGAAGCUGACUAAAGAACCAGCCAAAGCCUUCACGUACUCAACAUUUCUCCAGUUUUAAUUCGCCAGAUCUCAGCGUUCACGUGUGUUCUCAACCUCUGCACUUCAUGCCGUGCUGUUUUCUGCAAUGUCAAGCCAACGUAUUAUUUCAAGCUUCUCUUUGGCCUCAUUGUUUAGAGCAUGUAAUGACUCGCAUCUGUGUAAGAUCAAUGGUAUUAGCAGCUUGGAGCUUCAUUCUUUUUUUUAAAUAUAGAUAUUUAGCUUUUAACAUGUAUUUGCAAGGGUCUUUCCUGCUGCUGUUCAUUUCAGCACAAAACUAUUGAAUUGCGCUUUGCGCCAUGUCAUACUGAAUUGCUGCAAUACAUCAAUUAUAAUCAUUUGUUACCAUAGUGUUUUUAGUUGUUUAUACCUCACAAUUGUAGACGUAGAGUGCAGUUUAAUCGAGUCCUUCAAGAUGACAACUCCAGAGGUGCUCAAGUCUGAAAAAUGGGAAAGAUUGUUUAUCUGAUUUUAAGACUUCACACUCCAACUUGAGUACUUUUAUAUUUCCCUCCUGUCUUUUGUAACGAUGAACAAAGCCAUGUGGGUGAGAUGAAAUCAUGCGGCCUGUUCUCCUCCAUUUCCGCAGCCCAUUUAUGCCCCCUCCUUCAUUUGAUGAGCCGAUACUUUCAUUUUUUUUCUUUACAGCAUGUUCAGGGAUUCGCAAACAUGAGGCAACUAUUUAUUUAUUUGUUACAUUUUAAAAUAAAGUUGAAACAAGUUGAUAUGAAUCUUCAGUUUACAAAUCAUUGUUUUUUUAACCUAACAGUGCUUUCCAAUAAUGUCUAUUAUGGAUAUACUAGAUAUUUAUUGAAUCAUGAGGGGAAAACAAAGCUUUGUUGAUGCUAGGACAAAAGGUGACUCAUUCGUGUGGUAUCCUGUACAAUGACUUGCUAUUUAAAGUGUUACUGUAAAGGUGUAUGAGCUCGGAAGGUUCAGUUUACCACUGUUGCUUUCAAUAAAGCUACACACCAGCAUUUAUUUGGCCUUUAUUUAAUGUCUGUAUGGAGAGAGUAUUAGUGAGUUUUCAGCCUCCAGCAGUUUAGUAUUGAACCCUUGGUCACUGUUCAUUACAGGCCGACAUCUUUACUGGGUGCGGUAAUCAUACAUUGAAUUUAAUUUAUAAUAAGGAAAUUAAUUUCAAUAAAUUCAUGGCAUGAAACUUUUGCAUUUUAUCUGGAAUUUGAUGGUAUUUAGACCUAAUUAGAAUUUUUUUUUGACCAAAUAAACAUUUUCGAAUAAUUUAACUUCGUUAAUACGACAAAUUAAGAAAAUGUCAGGCUUUUGCAGCGUUUGCUGCCAUCUGGUGAAAAAGAAAAUUCAUGACAUGUAAUAAAACUUCAAGCCAGUAGGUGGCGAUAGUGAUCCAUUGAUUUAGAUGGUCUUAGUCUAAAUAAUCCAAUGUUGAAACAAACUUUAUUUUGAGAUUUAUUUCACAAGUUAUGAAUUUGUAUAUAUACUAAGACAUUAUCAAAGACUAUUUGUUAAAGUUUUGUUUUUAAACUACUUUUUUUAAGUGUCAGUUCUUGCAAUAAUGUUACAUUAUUCAUACUGUCAAACAUGAGGUGGUAUUCUGAAGAGAAGUCAUUCAGCUUUUUGUUUCCUAUUAGUUAUUUCAGAUUUCAAAAAUCAAUAACUAAGAGUAAAUGAAUAAAAAAAAAAAGUAAAAACAUACUGUAAUAAACAGAUAUGAACAGUGAUAAUACAAUUUGUGUACAAACAAGUAAAUUCUAUUUGGUGACAUGAACAGCAAUAAUGUGGGGUCAGACUGUGACCGGGAUAUCUCUCUCUCUCUCUCUCUCUGUGUGUGUGUGUGUGUGUGUUCUGCAAUGUGGAUGUGCUAGAGUCUCACCCCAUAAUUGCUGUGUUUUGCAUUGUGACUGAUUUAUUUAAUUUGAUCAAUAAUAAUGAUAUUAAAAAAAAAAAAAGCUCUGUGUUUUAGUCUCACCCAUCCUGUAUUGGGUCAAAUUUGACCUGUAACAGUAAGCAACCACUUAGACUCAUCAAAUCUAUUUUUCCCCGAGUGUGUGUGUGUGUGUGUGUGUGUGUGUGUUCGUUCAGAUGGCAAGUGGAGGAAAAGUCACAAAGUCUUGUACUGCUCCUAUGAAGGAAACCAUUUUUAAUUUGAAACAGUAGCUAACUGAGGGUUAAACCAUGAUAAAUGAUCAAUGAAAGUUUUUUUGUUCUAGUUAAAUUUAGUAAAUAUUUCAUUUCAUAAUCAUUCAUUUUAGUCACUUUUACUAAAUGGCAUGUAAUUAUAUCUAUAACAACAAAAAAAAAAAAAAAACAUUUUAAUUGAUGUGCAAAAUGACAAAAACCUGUAUCAAAUGGUAACUGAACAAACUUGAACCAAAAAUUCAAAUAAUUUGAAAAAUGUAUACAAAUUAUUUAGUGCAUUGUAACGUCCUGCAAUAUUGUUUUUUCUUAUAUUGUCAACAAUGUUUUAAAACGGUUUGAUUAUCGUCAAUGAUGCAUCGUUUUCAUCUCAUCUUUAAAUCAAAGUUAAAGACUUUAACCGUGUUCCUGUUUGUUUGUUAAAACGUUACUUGAAAUAAAAAGAG